Molecule: messenger RNA, 1555 nt
Organism: Raphanus sativus (radish)
Lineage: Eukaryota; Viridiplantae; Streptophyta; Magnoliopsida; Brassicales; Brassicaceae
Exons: 8
Coding region: 371-1471 (366 amino acids)
Biological process (GO): regulation of DNA-templated transcription
Molecular function (GO): DNA binding
Source: RefSeq, a predicted model, not a curated record
AUUAAUAUCAUUUCAUUCUGAUUUAGAUGGUUUCUUGCAAACUUAUUAUUUUAGGGUUGUUAACAUUUCGUAAGCAAAAGCUGAUGAACGAGAGAACCUGGGAAGAAUAAUUAACUAUUUUCGAAUCUCAUCUCUAUUGUAAACAUUUCUUCAGUUUCAGUCACUAAUAAGUUAGUAUUAAAUUUUUGUCUCAGUUUAGACGAAAGUGAUGGUUAGAUAGCCAAAUCUGCAUUAGCUCAAUGCUAACGUGACGGCAGCAACUGCAAACCUACGUUCUUGCGCCAGAGAGCGUUCGAAGUUUAGCGUCUUUCUCUAAACCACAAAAGCUUCAUCUCGCACGAUUCUUCUGUUCACACUGAUUCUCUCUCUAAUGGCGGACAAGAAAGAUCUAGACCCAAAUCCUCCCGCCGAAGAUGGAACGUUUCUCUGCCCAUUAAAUAAGAGAACUAUGGCUGAAAGAUCAUUUACUAGAGCGCACGAGCCGGAGUUCAAGAAACAGAAACUCGAACAGCUCCAGAGAAAAGCUUAUCACUCUGUUCUCCUUGCUUCCAAAUCAGAACCCUCGGGAACAUCACACAACAAGUCUCAAUUAAUCAUACAAAAGCUGAUGAACGAGUGGAACAUCGGUCAAGAAACUCACAUCUCUGUUUCCGAGAAGAUUGAUCACUCUGCAAAUAACGCAACUUGGAGUCCAGACUCUCUUCCUAAUCCAGAGUCUCUUGCUGGAAAACGGAUCCAUGCAAGGUCUCCUAAUGACGAAGAAGAUGAUUCGCCAACGAGCAAGAAGAUCAAACUCCAUAAACAGGCUUACGACCAUGUUCUUCACGCCUUCAACGCAGAAUCUCCAGCACUCUCACACUCAAGGACUCUGAUAAUGCGAGACCUCCUGGAGGAAUGCAACAAAGCACAUAUCAAAACUGAUCCUCCACUGGUCGAAGCUUUUAAUACACCAAAAAUAGUGGAGCCAAGAUCCAGACUCUUACCUGAGGACAUACAUUUUCGUCCAACAUCUCUUGAGAUGUCAAUCUUUUUGAAACAAAAAGCUCUGGGACAGCCAGUAACAGCAUGCAUCGUACCUGAAGAACGUCACGAUAUCUUCUCAAUCCCUCCUCGCGAUUUGCCUGGCUAUCCAGAAGAGAGACAUUGGUAUUACUAUUGCAUGAAGCCUAAGGGACAACAAGACCCUCAAAGUCUCUGGACAAGAUUCCGCGAAGAUACUGCUGUGUUCGAUCUAGAGGAAAACUGUGUCGGUAUCAAACGCAGGUUUACUCUCACUGAGCGGGAAGAAGAAUCUGAUGACGACAUUUUUUUGCCUGACGAAGAAGAACCUCCAGUGGAAGAAUGGUUCAUUAGAGAGAUUAGUCUCCCAUCGAGUGUUGCAGAUACUGACUUGGUUUUGUGCCAUGUUGUUCUCAAGAUGAGGAAGAAGACGCAAGAUGAAGAAUACUAUGAAGAAGAAGAGGAUGAAUAAAUCGUUACAUGUAAAAUCAUACAAAACUCGUUUGAUGAUAUUUUGAAUUUGACUUGGUUUAUACUACUACUCUUCUCAUGACAA